AAUAGUAACAAUGUGGUGUGUCCGACAGGGGGCGACAGAGAUGUGAGGCUGAAAAACAACAACAGCAGAAGAAGAAGGCGGUGGAGGUCUCCUCGUUCUUCAGGCAGCAGAACCAGUCCAGUCCGGUUCGGUCCAGUCCGGUUCGGUCCAGUCCGGUUCGGUCCAGUCCGGCCAUGUUCAGACCUCUGAGGAUCCUCCUCUCUGCCACAAAGUGUCCACUGAGCCGCUGCUGCUCAGGAUACGUGUCCAGGAUGAGGUACGUGAACCGGCUGAAGGAGGAUGAUGAUGCGUGCGCUGCAGCGCUGCAGAACGGUCGCAUUUUUCUGUUCCACAGUUUGUCUCCUCUGCUGCAGCACACCGACAGAGGAACCUUCAGAACAUCAGCACUCACCGGGUCAGACUUGCAGCCAGUUCUGGAGAACCUCGGCUCCGACAGGUCUCUGUUGAAGGAGUCGGUUCUGAUUGGCUGCUCUGAACAGAACCAGGCUCAGUUCUGUCUGGACGUUGGAGAACUGGACCAGGCAGCAGUAGAAGAACGGUGUGGAGGAACCUUUGUGGAUCUGAGGAAGGCCUUCUUCCUUCUGAAGGGGGCUGAGGCGCCUCUGGUGGCCAAGGGUCAGGCUCUGCUGCGCUGGCAUCAGACCAACGGGUUCUGCAGCGCUACGGGUCAGCCGACCCAACGGAACCAGGCUGGCAGCCAGAGGUUCUGCAGCAGCAGCUCCACCACCUACUACCCACAGAUGUCUCCGGUAAUGAUCGUCCUGGUGUCUGAUGGGACUCGGUGUCUGCUGGGUCGCCAGGCGUCCUUCCCUCGGGGGCUCUACAGCGCUCUGGCCGGCUUCUGUAACAUGGGUGAGACUCUGGAGGAGACUUUGCGUCGGGAGGUGGCGGAGGAGGUGGGCCUGGAGGUCCAGAACAUCUCCUACAGCUCCUCACAGCACUGGCCUUUCCCUCACAGCUCCUUCAUGGUGGCCUGCCACGCCUCUGUUAGCCCCGCCCACUGUCAGGUGGAUGUGGACCACUCGGAGCUGGAGGACGCUCGCUGGUUCUCUCUGGAUGAGAUCACCUGUGCUCUGCAGGUGAAGGCUCCGCCCAGGAGAGGCGACCCCCCCGCCAUCUGGCUGCCGCCGCCACACGCCGUCGCAAACCGCCUCAUCAGGGAGUGGGCGGACCGCCAGCGACACGGCAAGGACGGACCGUAGCUUCCAAUCAGAGCUCAGAGGAGGUGGCCACACGUGUUCCUGACACGUCUGAUGUGUUCCUGAUGUUCUCCUUUUGUGAUCCUAGCAUGUCCUUAAUGUGUUUCUGACAUGUUACCAGUAUGUUCCCAAUAUGUUCUUCACACGUUCUUCAGGUGGUCCCAGUGAGUCCUUCACAUGUUCUUCACAUGUUCCUGACACGUUCUUCACGUCAGCAGGUGCUGCUCAUAGAGAACCUUUGUGUUCUCUGAUAGAACCCUGAAGAUCUCCUCCUCAGAGCUCUGAGACGACUGAUGAGAAACAAACACAACUGGUUCCACAUGUUCCUGAAUCAGGACUGACAGUCAUGUGACCCUCAGCCUUCAUCAUGUGUAGGACCAGGACCGGGACCGGGACCGGCUGCAGCCUGUGAGGAUCCGAGUUGUCAGGUUUCCUCAGAGCAGCAGCAGGUUUAUGAAGGAACGUUGAGAACUCGUCCUGGUUCUGUAUGUUGAGGUUCUGUGUGUUCUCCACAGAACAACCUGUCUGUUAGUUUCCUCCAGCAGUCUGAACACAAACAGAUGUUUAAUUUUCUUUGAUCUUCUGAAUACUUUCAUGUGGUUUCAAUGAAGAGUAUUUUAAAUAAUUUAUGACAAACGUCAGUAAUAAUUUCUGUGUAAAACAUGGAACUACCUCUGAGUUAUUUACCGUCUGAUCUGAACACUUCAAUAAAACAUAGAGAGAUUUUAAAAAGCUGCUUUUGGUUUCAAAAGACUGAUGGAAAAAAAAGUCAAAUCAGCAGAAAAGCAUUUAAAACCCAGCAGUUCCAGAAGAAAUGGAAGAGAACAUUUAUUUAUGAGAGUCCUGUCUCUUCUUCUUCUGUGGUGUUUUUGUUCAGGAUGUCUCAACUCCAGGCAGCAAACAGAAGAAAUGUGGAAAUAAAAAGCAGGAAACAGAGAAAGGUUGUGGUCAUUUAAUGAAGAAUAUGUUGAACAUGUUUAGUGACAGAAAUCUGCUAAAAACAAUAAAAACACAAAGAGCAGCUUCAAAUGACAACACGAUAAAGAUUAGAUGUUCUCCUGGUUCUGUGGAACACUUAGAAUUCUGUGGUUGAUAGAAAACAUCAGCCUCAUGUGGCAGAGGUGACCAGAGCGCCACCCAGUGGUUGUAGCUUCCUGCAGGUAAAUGAAGGUAAACAGAACGCAGAACCUGGAGACGAACUGACAUCAGAACCUCAUUUCACCGAUUUCCAGCUGAUCUUUGGCAGAAGACUGAAGACCUAUGAGGUCAUUUUACAGAUAUCCAGUCCUACGACGCUGACUUCACUUUCCAAAGACGACUGAUGAUACAGAGUGGAGUCACAGUGGGGCUAACUGGAGCUACGCUACUGCUACCUGUAGGGAUGUAGCACUGGAUCCCACCGCUGGAUCCCACCGCUGGAUCUUACUAGUGGUAGGAUCCAGUGGAUCCAGUGCACGUGCGUUACGUCCCGACAUAUUGUUUUCUUGCAGUAAAAAUGCUGAUCUGUAGCUGAUAAAUAAUCAGACUCUUGAGGAUGAAGCAGCAGCUGGAGCUCCUUUAUUUUAUUAUUAUGAUUUUCAUUUUUAUUAUUUUAGCUGCUGCAUUUUAUGAUAGUUAUUUUAUAUUUUCAUUGUUAUUUAACCACUUUAUUUUUUUAUUAUAUUAUGAUUUUCAUUUGUGUUAGUAUUUUGGUUAUUUUAUAUUUUUUAUUAUUUUAGCUACUUUAUUAUAUUGCUAUUUUAUAUUUUUAUUAUUAUUUAACUACUUUAUUUUAUUAUUAUUACAUUACUAUGUUAUAUUUUUUCCUAGUUUUUUAGCUGCUUUACACGACUUUAAAUCCAGUUUUAAAACAUUUAUAAAGGUAUUUGUGGAACGUCACAUACAGAACAGCGUAUCCGUGUUUUUGGACGCUUUCUGCGUGUUCUUCAGUCUUCUUUCACGUCCUUCCAUAGGACCUGCUGACACUUGACUAAUACUUGGCUAAUAGGGGGGGCAUGGCUCAGUGGGCGUCUUGUAACAGGAAGGUUGCCGGUUCGAUCCUCGGCCCGUCGUGCUCAUGUCGAGGUGUCCCUGAGCAAGACACCGAACCCCUAAUAGCUCCUGGUGGGUCGUGGUUAGCGCCUUGCAUGGUAGCUCCCACCAUCAGUGUGUGAAUGGGUAAAUGUGACGUAUCAUCAUGUAAAGCGCUUUGGAUAAACCAUUUACUUGAAGACAUUUUGUGGAUUUAGGAAUUUGAGGGUUUCGAUCAAGCUUUUGGAACGUUUUUACCUUAUUUCAGAUGGUUCAUGAAUACUUUGGAACAUUUAGUGCAUUUUUAUUUAAUCUGAUGCUUUGUUAAUCAUUAAUAUAAUGAUCCUGAUUUUUAAUGCUAAUAUUAACACUUUGGAGGCAUUUAAUGGUAGUUUUUAUUCUUGCUUUAAUAAAACAUUUGGACUACU
Molecule: messenger RNA, 3637 nt
Organism: Acanthochromis polyacanthus (spiny chromis)
Lineage: Eukaryota; Metazoa; Chordata; Actinopteri; Pomacentridae
Product: NAD(P)H pyrophosphatase NUDT13, mitochondrial-like
Exons: 9
Coding region: 174-1202 (342 amino acids)
Molecular function (GO): hydrolase activity
Source: RefSeq, a predicted model, not a curated record